Molecule: messenger RNA, 3198 nt
Organism: Cololabis saira (Pacific saury)
Lineage: Eukaryota; Metazoa; Chordata; Actinopteri; Beloniformes; Belonidae
Gene: agmo
Product: alkylglycerol monooxygenase
Exons: 13
Coding region: 268-1593 (441 amino acids)
Biological process (GO): lipid biosynthetic process
Cellular component (GO): endoplasmic reticulum
Molecular function (GO): oxidoreductase activity; iron ion binding
Source: RefSeq, a predicted model, not a curated record
UCACGGUCACGGGGGUUCUGCUUUCGUUUAAAACUGCAGUGGAGGCGUGUUGUUUUCCUGCCUGUGAGAACUUUGUCCAGCAGCCGGCUCCGUGUCCUGUCUUGACUUCACUUCUCCGGACAGACGCCACAGGCUGCGCUGGGCGAGAGAAGCAGGUGACACCUGUGCAGGUACCCGGUCGACUGUGCGCAUGCGCAGAACCACAAAGUAGUAUUUCUCGGCAGGAGGAUUGGCAGAACACCGGGUCGUGAGCAGGCGCUGUGACUGAUGGAGUCCGGGUCGGUGUCCAGGGGUGUCCGGGCCUUGUUCUUCAUGCUCACACCGAAUGAAUCAUCUUUUGCAAAGGUGGAAGAAGUUCCGGAGUAUGUUGAGCAGGCCACUCCGUUCUUCGUGGGACUGAUGGUCCUGGAGCUGGUGGUGGGCGUGCUGAAGACGGGACGGCCCGCGGUCUCUAUCAGCGAUGGACUCACCUCCGUAUCUGCUGGAAUGGUCUCCAGACUCCCACAGCUGCUGAUGAGAGGCUGUGAGCUGACGGCUUACGUUUACGUAUGGGACCACUUCCACCUGCUGGAGCUGCCCUGGGACUCGGCCUGGACCUGGUGGUUCACCUUCUUAGGAGUGGAUUUCUGCUACUACUGGGUGCACCGCUUUGCUCACGAGGUGGCCUUCCUUUGGGCUUCUCACCAGGUUCACCACAGUUCAGAGUACUACAACCUGACCACCGCCCUCAGACAGUCCCUCACCCAGCAGUUUACAUCAUGGAUUUUCUACCUGCCGAUGGCUCUGGCUGUUCCUCCAUCCGUCUUUGCUGUCCACAUUCAGUUAAAUCUGCUCUACCAGUUCUGGAUCCACACAGAGUUGAUUAGAGACCUGGGACCUCUGGAGUGGGUCAUCAACACCCCCAAACACCACAGAGUCCAUCACGGGAGGAACCUUUACUGCAUUGACAAGAACUUUGGGGGAAUUCUGAUCGUCUGGGACCGAUUAUUCGGUACCUUUGCUCCAGAGACCGAUAAAGUGAUAUAUGGCCUGGUGUUCCCCAUCGAGACGUUUGAAACCCUUCACAUCCAGUUUCACUACUAUAUAUAUUUGUGGAUGAAGUCCAACACUUACAAAACUCUGAGGGACAAACUGUCAACGUUCAUCAAGGGCCCGAGCUGGAUGCCGGGGAAACCUCGUCUGGGCGACCACCUCGAGAUCCCCAAGGUUACCGGGGAGGAAGUGCCGCACGAUCCCAGCUGCUCGCUGCCUUUGCAAGUUUAUGUGACCGUGCAUUUUCUGCUGGUGCUGUGGACUUACCACGAGCUGUUUGAAAACAAAAUGAUGCUGUCUCAACUAACAAUUCUGGGAAUGAUCGGCUACGUCCUGCUCACUCUCACCUCACUGGGCUUUCUCAUCGACCAAAGGCCGACGUCGGCCCUCUUGGAGAUGCUCCGCUGUGCCGUCAUGGUGAUAAUGCAGCGGUACAACCACAUAACGCCUCCCAUGCCUUCACUCACUGUUCCCACAGAGGCCUUUGUCUCCCUCUCGCUGCUGUUCUGGGCCCUGCAGAGCGUCUCGCAGCUGCGCGCCGUCAAGAAGAGGGCCGACUGAGUGGACGCCGAGGCGGCGCAGCGACACGGGUGGAACCCAGUAAAAAACCUUGGAGUCAUCUCUGAUUGAACAACUCCGCAGCAGCAUGUUUUCAAUCACUUUCAAACACUUGCGUGUAUCUGUGAGGAGGGAAAAAAGCUCAAAUGAUUCAGCUUCUGCUUCUUUUAUGGUACGACUGCUUAAAAAGCGGUUGAAACCAAAGCUUUCUCAUGUGAACGUGGCUUUAAUCCACGCAGGACAGCAUCACUGGUUUUAUGAAAUGAUCAGUUUGGUCACAUUGUUGUUUUCUCUUCUGUGCUUUUUGCUGUAAAUGUCACUGCUGCUACUGGCGUUUCCCAUGAAGCACUUUUCACUCACGAUGUUUAUAAAGUCCCAUAAACCGCAACACGACCACAUACCUCUUCUAACACGGGUGCCGUUCGUGCCGACGGGGGUCGAUUUCACUUCUGAUUUGCAACGUUGCACAACACCGUACAGUCUGUGGUUUUUCCACUUGCAAUAAAGCAUUUACAUUUUUUUUUUUUCUUCACCUAUGCAUUUGCGUAAUCCCCCCGAACUGCAGGAAAAGCCAAGAAAUAUAACUCUGGCCCUGCAGAACUUAAGCCUGCUAGGUUGUGCGGCCUGUCGGCUUUGAUUAGGUUUGGAAACAGCAGAUGAAUUCUUCCUCCCAACCUCCAGGUCUUGUGUGGGAGUGACGAAUGGUCCACAGCAGAUGGUGCUGUUAUCAACCGUCAUCACCCUCUUUUAAAUCAACAUGCCGUUUCACAUGGACUCCAGCGUCCGGCUCCUCCAGACCUUUUUGUUUGAGGUCGAGCGAAAGACAAACAAGUCUUAACGUACAAAUGCAACCACGUCAAUGUCGGCGUUAAAUUAUAUGUGGUUUCUAGCAUAAAAAAACCCAUAAUAUUCAUGGUUCUGUUGAUGAGUGUGUUGUGAAAACGGAAGGAGCAGAGGUGGGUGUGUGAGCAGUUGUCAUGCGUCAUGUUAACAGAUGCUAUUGCACAUAUGUGUACGGUAGUCUCCCUGUGUUCAAUAAAAUACCAGACACAUUAUCUAAUGUGCUGGCUGAGCAGAUGCAGGAACAUCUGUGAGGAGCAGGUUGCUCGGGGGCUCCCGCUCCACUGUACCACGCUGGAACUCCCAGCAUGGCGCUAAUUAAAAGCAUACUGUAAACCUUAUUUGCUCGUCAUCGUGGCAUUACUGCAGUAACACUAUCAGAUAGCGGUGUGCAAACAAAGGUACCUCACGAUUCGAUUUCGAUUAUUGGAGCUUCGAUUCUUUGAUUAUAACGAUUGUCGAUUCGAUUAUUGGUGCCACGAUUCUUCGAUUAUUGUGAUUUUUAAUGCUUUUUUCCAUACAUGAUUGAUUUUGUCUUCAUCUGUGGCUACAUUUGUAAAUACAUAGCCAAUCAAUUAACUUUAUGACUGUAAACAUUUGCACUUUGACUUACUUAACUUUGACCAGGGAAAGCUGCACUUGCAUGAGAGCGCCCUCUAUUGGCGGAAAACACUGAAAACGGUCAAGCCCUGGAUUUAAUGAGUUCAUUAAUUCAAGUAAACAAGAUAUACUUCCAUCAAAUGUAUUGUGUAAACAUGUCUGCCAUAU